Symbiodinium sp. CCMP2592 is the source of this 8580-nucleotide messenger RNA. Lineage: Eukaryota; Dinophyceae; Suessiales; Symbiodiniaceae. The record is from the annotation of a GenBank genome assembly.
AUGGCUUGGGCAGUCCCGGGGGUCACUCCAAGCUCUUCCACCUACGUCGCUCACGUGGCUCCAUCUCUGCCCCCGAGUGCCGUGAGCACCACGCGCAACGUCCUCGCGCUGGAUGUGGAUGAAGUGCUUUGCCGUUGUGCUGAGGCCUUCGUGCAGUGGCAGUUUGGCCAGGCUCCCGGGGAUCUGGUCGAAUGCUUCCAGCGCUGCUACUCCUCCGAUGCUUCUGCGGCAAGGGAGCAAUUCCUCAGCUCUGACUUCGCGACCUUGGCGGAACCUGUGCACGGGUGCCCCGAGGCGCUGCAGCAGCUCAAAGCUUUGGGUUGGGAGCUUCACGCGGUGACAUCGCGUCCAGCCAGUGCCAAGGCGAGCACGGAGCGCUUCUUGGCCCAGCGGUUCCCUGGGCUCAUCAGCGGCCUGCACUUCACCUCCUCUGCCCGGGAAGGACCCUCGAAGGGUCAACUCUGCUCUGCUUUGGGUGCCCGGGCGCUGGUAGACGACCAGCUGCCCAACGUCUACGAUGCCGUGGCACACGGGGUCUCCGCUGUGGUUUUGGAUCUGCAAGGCAGCUACGCCUGGAACCACAGCGGAACGCUGCCCGACGGCGCCACGCGCGCCCGGUCCUGGGCCGAGGUGCUCGCCUACCUGACUAGCCCACCCGCAACAUCUGCCAAUGCGGGCUACACACCGCGAGGGGCUCCGAGCCCGCCGGCAUCAACAGCUUCUGCGUACCUCCCACGGUCACAGCCCGAUGCCGGCUCGGUGCCCAGCUCACAAGCUGCAGCAUACAUGCCCCAGACGAUGCAGAAGGCGCUCCCGGAGCUGCCGGAUCACAGCCGCUUGGCCGCUCCGCAGCCGGAAGCCCCGGGGAUGCCGGCGACGCAGUGUAUGCGGGCGCAGAGCCCUCCACUAGAAGCCACUCCGGGCGAAGUGCGCCAGGUGACCUUCGCUCCACGCCAACCCCUGGGCAUCUAUGUGGCGGACGUCACGCAUGGCCGGGUAACGGAGGUCUUCGAGGGCCAGGCCAAGGACUUGGGGGUGGAUCCGUACUUCAUGAUCCUGUCCAUCGACGGGCAGCCGUACAGUGAAGCGCUGUUGGAGCAGAAGAAGAGCGGCAACGCACCCUACUCGAUGAUGAUCCGCCAUGUCGCACCUCCGGAUGCCGAGAUCGCCCUGGAGUGUGCCAAGGUGGUGGGUCAAGACGUCUCCGUCUUGCCCAUGGAGGUGAGGCGGCUGGAGCUGGUAUUGACGAAUGGCGAGCCUGUCAACAUCGGGCGCUCUCACCAGGCAGAGUUCUUCCAGAGGCUCCUGCCAGACGAGGAGUUGCGGAAGUGCAUCUCCCGCAACCACUUCAGCCUUUCCUGGGCCGGCGCCCUGCAGUUCACCCGGCUGUCGGUGAACUCCAUCUUCGUCAACCAGAUCUUUGCACCGGUGAACGGCACCAUGUUUAUGCCACCCGGUGCGAUGCUUUACCUCUGCAGCAAUACGGACGAUGCCUUCAAGGCGCACGCGCGGAAGCAGCGAGCUCCCUGCGCGAACCCGCUCGAGAUGAUGUCGUUCAUGGAGGAGGAGAUCGAGGAGCAAGUGCCGGUGGCAGUUUUCCGGGUGCUGAUGAUCAAGGUGGCAGGAAAGGCUGAGGAGCCGCCGAAAGCUGCCUUUGCGGGGGGCAAGAUGAUGGCAGCUGCAUCUGUGUCACGUGGACGUGACGGGAUACCAGCAUGGGACGGGACCCCGUCCAGUUUUGAGGAGUAUUCUGAGCAGUGUUUGAUCUAUGAGCAGAGCACCCCGACAUACAAGCGCUACUUGGUGGGACCCAAGCUGAUUGGGGAGCUGUCUGGCGCAGCCAAGCGGCUGAUAGCAGGCCAACCGGCCACCUGGCUAUCCCAUGAUGAGGGAGUGAACACCCUGCUGCGUCACCUCAGGGCUUGCCUGGGACGUCCUCAGAUUCCAGAACUGACAGAACAUUUGAAUCGCUACUUCCGCCAAGGACGGCGCAAGCCACAGGAGUCGAUGAAUGAGUACAUCUCCAGGAAGUGCGAAGUGUAUCUGAGGGCAUGCCAGGCCAUGCAGCGUGUGGCACCCUAUCAUAAGGACUCCGCCAAGGCCACCAACCAGGCCACGACGACUCCGCGGACCUGGUCUCAAGGUGGCUACGGGGGAUAUGCUGGGACAGGCUGGUCGUGGGGCGGCUACCCGGGCGGCUACGGCUAUCAGGACUGGCAGGAUCACCAGGCCUGGAACACAGCGAGUCGCCGGAACAGCACGGACACCAAUGCCUCCGAUCGGGGAAGUGAGGCAGAGGCUCCCGCAGCCACACAGGCAGCGGCACCCGUGCCAUCAGCGGCCACCACCAAUACCGAUGAUGAUGCCAGCGAACGCAGUGAUCACAGCUGGCAGCAACGAGAGUGGUGGCACUGGCAAUGGGCACCAUCGUGGGGAAACAGCUCGCGCACAACCACUCAGGCAGCGGCUCUACCUGAGUUGCUGCCCGAGUUCAUACAAGGGUGGUAUCUUCUUCAAGAUGCCGGGUUGACCCCGGCAGAACGGAACCUCAUCCAGACCGCGGUGCAGAACGACUUCUUGCUGCAGCGAGUGGCGCAGGAACUUCGUUCACAAUUUCAUGACAUUGAUCAGCACCGUCGGGACCACCGCCCGACAAGUUAUCUCGGCACCGUGGACGAGGAGGAUGAGCUUGAGGAGGAGGGCGCAGCGGACGAUGGCUUCGCGGCUGAGGACCUGGACCCCGAGGACCUGGCGAUGUGGACGGAGGCCGCGCAGGACAUUGAGCAAGCCUGCGCAAUCAUUCAGAAUGCAAGGCGUACGCUCAAGGAAGCGAGGGCCAAGCAAUCGGCAGUACGCCUGGCCAGGAAAUACUACAAGCCGGGAACCUACCAGAAGCCACGUGACGACUCACAGAUGAUCUGUCUGAAGUGUGGAGUAAAAGGGCACCGGGCAGCGAACUGCACAGACAGUUCGAAGAGUGCCUCCUCAGGUGCGACCCAAUCCGCACCGUUCGUAUGCUUCUCCGAUCAGGCACUCGCCACCGGCGAGACCGAGGAGCAGGCCCUGCUGAGCACGCGUGAAGCAGUGAAGAGUGGAUACGCGGUGAUUGAUGGCGGUGCCACAAGAACCUUAGGAAGUGUAGCCGCGAUCCAGAACGUGAUGGAUAUCAAUGCCCAGAAGUAUGGGGAAUCAAGGGUGCUAUCGGUGGACCUGGCAAACCAGCCAGUUUUCGGCUUUGGCAACUCAACGGAAAACCGUUGUGCAAGCACGGUGGAGCUGGGCAUCAGCGCCGGCGAUCGGGCCGGCCAGCUCACCAUCCACGCCCUUGAUCGUGGGGACAGCCCAAUCCUGUUAUCAGUGGCGUCAUUGCGCUCUUUGGGCGCAAUCAUAGACUUCUCGGAGGACCUGGUUUGCUUCCGACAUGUGGACCCAGGUCGUAUCCUCUCCGUGGAGCGAUCCACGACAGGCCACCAGCUGCUUCCCCUGACGGAGAACCUCUACAAGAAUGCCAAGCCGACAAAUCGAACCGUGGACUUGAGAGCCGCCGUCUCUCAAACGAGGGCCCAUCGAACAAGUCAGCAGGAGCUCGGAGGCGUGUCUCGUUUCUCAGCUCACAUCAUGGCGAUCCAGAAGAUGAAGAAGGCCGAGCUGCAGAGCAAGCUCCGGGAGUUGGGCGAGGAACCGCCCAUCAAGUGGACCAACAAAGAGCUGGCCCAACGGAUCCUGGAGCUCGAGCCGUCUUUGGGGGAGAAGAAGGGCAAGCAGCGCACCGAUCUCCAGGCGAAGAUCAAGGAUCUGGGAGUGGCAGCGCGCAAGAAGAGCACGCUGACCACGUUCUGCAAAGAGAUCGGGGUGGACCUCAGUGUGAACCACAACAUGUGGUCCAUGGAACAGGCAGCCCUUCGCCGCCUGUACGACAUCAGCACGCCUGCAGCCGACGAUGUUGUGGGUUUCGGCCAGCACAGCGCCCUGCUGUACCGCGACAUCCUGGUGCUCCACCCGACUUACAAGGAUUGGGUGAUGAAGACAGCGGCGAGCACAACCUCGACGUCGGACUAUCGCCUCCUUCGCCUCGCGACCUGGUUGGAGCAGCAGACCAACGAGGAGAUCGAGCUGUACAAAAGCCAGGAGCAGCCCAAGAAGGCAGUUCCCAAGGCCAAGGGAUACGCUGGCCCGGCAGCCAGUUCAUCAACAGAGGUGCCGAUGGAGCUCCUCCAGAGCAUGAUGCAAUCCCUGCAGAGCCUACAGCAGGAGGUGAUGGAGAUGCGCGCAGAGCGGCCACGCAAGGAGGUGCGCGGCAAGAAUGCGGAGACCAAGCCGAUCGAGCCGGAGACAGGUCAGUACCUCAGUAAGGAAUCUGCCUCCCACUUAGAAAACAAGGCCUGGACCCUAGUUCCUCAGAUCUUUCAGGACCUGGUUUCUCAGUCUCGGCCCAUGCUCCUAGAAGUGACCGGCCCCACUGAGGGCCAGUUAGCACGUACAGUACAAGACGAGAUGGGACAGGCCAAUGCGGCCAUCCAGUGCGGAGACUGGAAUGGUCAUGAUCUCAGCACGGACGCUGGAGUCCGCAGUCUUUUGGAAAAGAUUGCCACGCUACAGAAGGGAUGGAAGCUCCUUACGACGCACCAGCGGCUGGCCGAGCUGCUACACGCGCCCUGUGCGUGCCACAAGGGCUACCGACAUGCUGCCGUGAGCACGGCCAUCGGGGACCCCGACGACGACACAGGAGACGACGACACCGCGUUGUAUUGUCAAGCCGAACUGGAGCAAGCCGAAGCCUGUGCGGAACGGCUGCUUGAAGCGAGAGACUUUAGCUACAAGGGUUGUGAGGAGUUAGUGCGACACCUCCCACAGCACAACACAGCCCAGAGGCCUAUGGUAAAGGCUCCCGAGGACCCCAGGAAGCUCCGUGGCUACUUUACUUUCGGGCUGUACUCGUACGGUAGCUUUUCUGGUGUCACCCGCAACACGUACCGUAUGGCGAAGUGUCACAAGUACUUUAGUCGUUUUCUCCAACAACAACUGCCCAGGGAACAAAAGUUUACGUCGUAUGUGAUAAGCAGGAACAUGCAGAUGCCCUUCCAUAAGGACAACCACAAUGACGAUGCCUACCCAAACUGCGUUCUAGGCCUAGGCAACUACACCGGAGGCCGACUGUGGGUAGAGCAUCUAGGAACGGAACCGGUCACCAAACCUGUCAACAAGGUGACGCCAGAUGGUCAAGAACGAAUUGGCCAGUGCUGGAACACCAAGCACCAGAUGGUGCACUUCCCACCCAAGGCCUGGCAUGGGGCCGAAGUGUGGCAAGGAGAGCGGUUUGUGGUAUCGUGCUAUGUGAGCAGGGCACACCGGAGCAUGAGCGAGCAGAGUCGACGUCAGCUUGUUCAGGGAGGGUUCAGGGUGCCACCUAGGAUCCCGAGUAGGCCCCAGAUCCUGGCCGCCAGUGAACAGCCCCUGAGCAAACAGGAGCGGGAGAGAGUGAAGAAACAACUGUAUUUACUGCACGCUGCGACUGGUCAUGGUAGCAACCGUAGCUUAAUCGAGGCCCUCCGAAGGCGCAAGGUGCACCCCGAGGUUCUCGAAUUGGCCCAGAGUUUCCAGUGCCCCGUGUGUCAAGAACGUAGGAAGGUCCAACCACGACACCUUGCCUCCCUGGAACCCCUUCCCCCAAAGUGGCAGUGCAUUAGUGCGGACAUAGGGCAUUUUUACAAUUCUGAGCGGAAGGAACAUGUCCAGUUUAUGAUGAUCGUGGAUGAGGGAUCAAGAUUUCGAGCUGCUCGAGUGCUCACAUCUGGGCUGAAACAACAGCCCUCAGCAGCAGCAUGUCUAGAGUACUUACGCGAUGGAUGGAUACCCUACUUUGGAAGUCCACAGACCAUACGCCUGGACCCAGCAGGCGCCUUCCGGGGAUCCGCACUAGAAGAUUUUUGCGAUCGCCACCAGGUGUAUCUGGAUGUGAUUCCAGGCGAGGCCCAUUGGAAGUUGAGUGCAGUGGAGCAAGCAAUUCAGGGUGUUAAGACUUUGAUGGGCAAACUGGUGGCAGAAGAUCCAGAGCUUGAGACGCGAGAGGCGCUAGCAACGGCAGUUCGAACAUUCAACCAACGAGAAAUCAUUCGAGGGUUUUCCCCAGUACAACACGCUCUGGGCCAGAGCCCCGAUGCUUCAGGACGAUUAGACUUCUCAGGCAAGGCAGUGCCGCCAGAGCUGUUAAUCGAGAACCCCAACGGCGAGUUCAGUCGCAACGUAGAGCGUCAGCGCGUGGCUGAACAAGCCUUAGCAGACUGGCAGGCGCAGCAGCGACUGUCAAGGGCUCAGAGUUCUCGAGGACGCAGGGUGCUGAACUUCACUCCAGGGGAGCUCGUGUUCUUUUGGAGAUCACAGGUGAGCGGGCAGUCCCGCAAGCAACCGGGGGACAAGAAGGGACAGUUCCUCGGGCCCGCCAGGAUCCUGGCGACAGAGACAAAGCGGAACGAGGACGGCACCUUGCAACCCAGUUCGUCAGUGUGGCUGGUCAGAGGGCGCAGCUUGAUUAAGUGUGCGGCAGAACAAAUCCGCCGCGCGUCCAGCCGCGAGGAGCUCAUUGAGUCGCUGGACCAAGACAAUCAAGUGCCCUGGACGUUCACACGAGUCGCUGAGGAGAUCGGCGGAAACCGCUAUCAAGAUGUGACGGAAGCAGUUCCUGAGGAAGAGUGGGUUCGAGCACAGGAUGUUGAACAAGUCGAACCCCCAGUGCGACGGAGGCUGGGACACAAGCGGCCCUUGGAGCAGGCCACAAGCCACAGGCCUGUGGCACAGGCUGCGGCAGGAUCGCAGCCCUCUUCCUCAGUUCGCGCACGGCCCUAUCCUCCCACGAGUUCGGAGAAGGGUCACCAGUGGUGGUCAGAAGUACAGGACGCCAUGUGGGGCGAUGAGGUGAGCUACUGGUCCGACGAGGCGGCAGCGGUGAGUGUGGAACUGGAACUGCCGACGGGCCCAAAGCAGCUACAACAGGCGUGCCGAGACCUGCCCACUUACUUCGUCGGUUGCAUGAAGCGGCGAGCCAUAGAAGUCAGCGAGAAGCGGAUGUCCGAUGAGGAGCGCAAGCUCUUCCGGGAGGCAAAAAUGAUUGAGGUGAAGAACUUCGUGGCGGCAAAGGCGUUCGAGACAUUGCCGGAGGCCCUUAAACCACCCAAGGAGGUUGCAGUGGGUAUGAGAUGGAUCUUGACUUGGAAAGUGAAGGAGGACGGAACCUCCAAGCCGAAGGCCAGGGCGGUCCUGCUUGGGUAUCAAGACCCGUCGUAUGAACACCGUGCCACAACGGCACCGGUCAUGACGCGGCAGACGCGUCAACUGGUGUUACAGGUCGCAGCCAACAAAGGCUGGUCCGUCGCCAAGGGCGACGUCUCUGGAGCAUUCUUACAAGGCCGGGAGUAUCCAGACAAGCUUUACUGCAUACCUUGCCCUGAGAUUUGUGAAGCACUUCAGAUCCCAGCAGACUCGGUCACACGCUUGCGUCGCGCAUGCUACGGCUUGGUGGACGCGCCACUGGAGUGGUAUAAAACAGUAGAUGAGUUUUUGACCGAGCAAGGCUUGGAACGAUUGUGGUCAGAUGCUUGUUGUUGGGUCUUGAGAGACAAUGGCCAGGUGGUAGGCCUGAUAUCAGGCCAUGUAGAUGAUUUUCUGUUUACUGGUUGCGAGAGGAAUGAAAAGUGGAAGCGAGUCAUUGAGGCCAUUCAGAAGCGCUUUAAAUGGGGAGACUGGGACCGGGACGAGUUCGUCCAAUGUGGGGUGCAAAUCAAACGAGUGAGCGAUGGCUUUGAAUUGACCCAGCAAAUUGGGCCACACCUGAGUGCUGAGGUCAGCUUACUCUUGUCUGAGGUGUCUCAGAGUCAGGUCUCCACGAUCGGCAAGACCAAUGCGUGUCUCAGACGAGCGCGGGCCCACAAGGCACAUGCAAUGAAGAUUCACGCCUUCACACAAGGCGAAGAGCUUGGCAUGUUUGGAUGGGUUGAUGCUGGGAACCAGAAUAGGGUUGAUGGUUAUAGUACCCAGGGAAUCUUCGUAGGCCUGGCACCAGUGACGAUGCUUCAAGGUGCACUGUGUCGCGUCACACCAGUGACGUGGCACAGUAAUCGCAUCGACCGCGCUUGCCGGUCUCCUGGGGCCUCUGAGGCCCAAGCGGCGGUGAACGGAGAGGACGCUCUGUUCUUUGCCCGCUACCAAUGGUACGAGAUUAUGCAUGGCUGUGUAGAUGCAAGGGCCCCAGCUCAGGCGGUGCGCCAGAUUCCUGGUUGUCUCAUCACAGACAGCCGGAAUGUUUAUGAUCGCUUAAACACUGCUGUACUUAGCAUCAAGGGCGCUGAGAAGCGGACGAACAUUGAGCUGAUUGCACUUAAAGAGAGUCAGGAGCAGACCGGACUCAUCAUGCGAUGGGUCCACUCCGAGGCCCAACUUGCAAAUGCUUUGACAAAGGCAUCUACGUGUCGAGAGCUGGAGUUAUACUACGGCAUGAAUCACUCGUGGAAGAUCGUCGAAGACCCCCAAAUGCAGUCGGCCCGACGGCGAAAGGCUCAGGGCAAGGAACCUCUGUCAUCUAAUUAG